AUGAAGGUCCAAGUGGGUGGCCUAGCUUCGUCCAUGUUCAAUAUCGUUUGCGUUUUCUUGGCCCUUCAACUCGGCCCGGCCUUAUCCCAAGGCCCAAGCUGCCCUUUCGAGUACUUGUACCACUUUGGGGAUGGAGUCACGGACAACGGCAACUCCAUUUACGUUGUCCCCAAAGUUCCAAAUCCGGCCGGACGAAAGCCGUACGGCAUGACUUAUCCCGGUUAUCCUACCGGCCGUUGGUCGGACGGCCGUGUCGAUUUCGACUACACGGCUGAGGAUUUUGGGCUGCCUGAAAUCGUACCUUACUUGAACAUGAACCACUCGAGGGCGGCCGAUUAUCACGGUGUCAUAUUCUCGACGGCUCGGAGCCCAGUGCUGGACUUCAGCUUCUUCAAAAAACGCAACAUUGUCGUCCCACCUUACGCGGUUCCCCUUAGCACACAAAUGCGCUGGUUUAAGAGACAUCUUAAAACCAUUUGUGACUCGCGAUCCGAAUGCUCGGAAUGGAUUGGGAGUUCUCUGGUAUUGAUGGGAGACAUUGAAGGCAAUGACAUUACGUAUGCGUUGACUCAAGGGAAGACUAUCAAGGAAGCUCGGUCAUAUGUGCCGGCUAUUAUAAAGGCUCAAAUUGAUGCGACAAGGGAGACCAUCAGGUUAGGUGCGAGGCGAGUGAUUAUUCCUGGAAAUGGACCUCUCGGAUGCUACCCUUUCAUUUUGACCGCUCUACAAACAAAGGACCCGACUGCAUACGACGAGCUGGGUUGUUUGAAAAGCGUGAACGAGCUCGCAGUUUAUAAAAACGACUAUCUCCUAAGCGCCAUGGAAGAUCUCCGACGCGAAUUUCCGAACGUGUUGAUACUCUACGGCGGCCUGUAUGAUGGCAUCCGAACAAUUAUUGCCAACUCAUCAGUCAUAGGUCCUAACGGAAACAGUGCGUUGAAAUCGUGCUGUGGGAUUGGAGGGAAAUACAAUUUCGAUAGCAAGAGAUUCUGUGGAGAUAAAGGAGUCCCGGUUUGCAAAAACCCGAACGACUAUAUAUAUUGGGACGGGAUGCAUUUCACGCAGCAGACUCACUGGGACUUUGAGGACAUGUUGGUGAGGCCGGCACUCAUUACCCUCAACUGCACGCCACUCAUAGAUGCCAACACGCGCGCCAUGCGCAGCAGGAUUAGCAUUCGCAGUCUUGUUGGUAAUGUCAUGGCCGGGGACUCGAGAUCUAGCAUGUGA
Striga hermonthica is the source of this 1227-nucleotide messenger RNA. The record is from the annotation of a GenBank genome assembly. Lineage: Eukaryota; Viridiplantae; Streptophyta; Magnoliopsida; Lamiales; Orobanchaceae.